Molecule: messenger RNA, 1316 nt
Organism: Planococcus citri (citrus mealybug)
Lineage: Eukaryota; Metazoa; Arthropoda; Insecta; Hemiptera; Pseudococcidae
Exons: 4
Coding region: 137-1024 (295 amino acids)
Source: RefSeq, a predicted model, not a curated record
UACAUCUGUCGAUGUGGAGGUUGUUAUUAUUUAGAGGAAGAAGAACUGAGGGUGACCAGAUCAUUUCGAACUUUACACUUGCCUUGCGAGAAUUGUUCUUUGAUAGUUCAGCUCAAAUUCAACGAUAUUUCGCACGAUGUUCAAUAAAAUACAGAAUUGUAAUUGUGAAAGAAAGUGCUUUGAUAGAGUGCCAAAAGAUGUUCAAGAAAGAAUAUAUAAAGGUUACAAUUACCUUCCGAAUAAUAAUGAAAAAAAUUUAUAUUUAUACGGUCUGAUUUGUAAAACAAGUGAUAAAGGAGAUCAGCCAAAUUCGCGAGCUUCAUAUCGGUAUUUUGUGAAAGUAAACGGUUUCCAAGUUGAUAUUUGUCAAAAAGCAUUCAUAAACAUUCAUGGAAUAACUCCAGCCAAAGUGAGAACAUUGCUACAAAAAUUAAAUGAAGGUGUAAUUUACCCUAAUGAUCGAAGAGGUGAAGCUCGACGACUGCAGUCAAAUGAGAUCAGUGAAGCUAAUGAACAGGAGAUUGCUAAUCAUAUCAUAAGCGUGGUUCGCAUUGAGGAAGUGUGGGAUCGUAUUAAAAGAGGCGAAAAAAUCAAUAUUACAAGACUGUGGGAAGAUUAUAAAGGAUAUUGUGGCCAAUCUUCUGAUAAUUACCAAGAUUCUCAAAACGAAAUGCGUACCGAGCAGAAUCGAUCUGUUAGUAAAUCUACCUACUCAAUAAUUUUCAAGAGGCUGUAUCCCGAAAUAAUCAACCAGUUGGACGAGAAAAACGAACUGCCGUCCAGUUCGAAAAGAAAAAGUGAUAAGUCAACGUCCAGAAAAAGGAAAGCUGAUGCUGUUGAAACUGGUGAUGAAAAUUUAGAAAUACGUGAAGGUGUUAGCAAAAAGAUAACAGAACUAGCUAGUCAGAUUUCGGAAUCAGAUGCUGAAGAGUUUGCGAAGAAUAAUGACGAAGAAAGUCAAUCUGUGUCAUCUUCACCAGUGAUUUAUUCAUUCCAGCCUAUUCAAGUUGUACACAUGAUUUAAAAUUUCAUGGUUGAAUGUCAUACUAUAAUCAAAAAUGUAAUUCUUAUCUAUGGUCAUCUAGGUAUCGAGUACUAAUUUUAAGAAAAAUAUUAUAAUAUGUCUGCGUGAUUCAUCUUUUUUCAUUAUUGGUAUACUGUUGAAGAAUUUGUAAAACAUUGAACUUGUAUAGUCUUCAUAUUUGCUGUUAACAAAGUAUUCCGGUAUCUUAGAUCAGAAUCAGAUUGUUCAAGAAUUUUGCUGUCUUUUGCGAAUUUUAAUGUAAAAAUUAUACAUUUUUUCUUUUAUUUUUAAA